This is a messenger RNA of Chaetomium strumarium, 1059 nucleotides long. RefSeq lists its product as uncharacterized. NCBI's taxonomy places the organism in Eukaryota, Fungi, Ascomycota, Sordariomycetes, Sordariales, Chaetomiaceae. The record is from RefSeq and is a predicted model, not a curated record. The transcript has 2 exons. Bases 1 to 1059 code for a protein of 352 amino acids.
AUGACCGACGAAACUGCGCCCGAGGUAUACCCGCAGUACUGUUUCCACCUGUCGCCGACCAUCAAUCGCUGGUGCCAUCUUCAGAACACCGACAUCCUGGCACUCAAGAACCACCGAGGAUUUGAGGGCCAGGAUGUCUACUUCCAUCUCAACCACCCGAUAAAAUGGGUGCGCAUCUGCGGCGUCGUGGUCGCUGUCGACGAACGCGAGACGAGGCGCUUCUACAUGAUCGACGAUGGCAGUGGGGCAACGCUUGAAUGCGUCGUGAAGGUUGCGCCUCCUGCCGCACUGGGGACGGGCGCGGCUGGAAUGAACUCAAAAUCCGAUGGGGACUCAAACACAGCCCCGGUGGCCGACGGGCCCAUUGACGUAGGACAUGUCUUGGAUAUCAAAGGCAGCGUCACCACCUUUCGCACAAAUAGGCAAGUCCGCGCCGAGAAGAUCGUCCACCUGCGGUCGACCGAACAAGAGGUGGUCUUCUGGGAGAAGGUCGUGCAGCUGCGGAGGGACGUGCUGUCUAAGCCAUGGGUCUUAGAUCGGAGGGAGGUGAUGAAAUGCAGGAAGGAAGAGGAAGGAAGGUCUACAAGCCAUCGCCGUAAGGAACCCGGGGAGAGACACAGCAGGAAGCAGGCGGACAAAGCUGGACUCAGGAAGACGAGGGUACGUGACGAAUGCGAGGAGAAUGCGCGGCGUGGAGGGCCGGAGAGCAAGGCGGAACCGGCGAAGCGGCCUAAGAAAACGACUGGGAUGGAGAGCAGGAAGACAAGAGCACAUGACGAAGGCGAGGAAAGCUCGCGCCUCGAAGGCCACGGGAGCAAGAGCAUGCAUGAGAGCAAACCGGAACCGGAGAAGCGGCCGAGGAGAGUGACCAGGCUGGAGAGCAGGAAGACGAGAGCACACGCCGAGGGGGGGGAGAACUCGCGCCUUGGAGGGCCUGAGAGCAAGCCGCAACCCGUAAAGCGGCCGAGGAAAGUGACUGGGAUGGAGAGGAAGACUCCGGCUAAGCCCGUCAUGCGGCUAAUUCCAGUGACGGGCAACUACGACGCUCUGGGUUUAUGA